UACUUUUCUGUUAGAGGUUGGUCUGAGGGUGGGGGUAGGAUGUUAGAUGAAUAUGCUGUCAUUUAGUUCAUGGAAAUUAGCUUCUAGUAGAGAAAUUAAAUGUAGGUUUCAAUGAACUUGGUUAGGAAUUUCUGUUAGAAGAUAGGAGACGGCUUUCUUGUGACUAGGAUUGAGCAACAAAUUUCGAAAUCUAAAACGCAUCUAGCAUGGAACAACAGGCUAAUGAAAGCAGUGAAAAUCAUGAUUUUACUGGAAUACAAGAAUGGGAUCCAAGAGCCAUGCUUAAAAGUAUGUCUUUUCUUGAACAAAAGAUUCAUCAACUCCGGGAGUUGGUGCGUAGAAUUGUUGACCACAGAAGCCUAGCUGGGAUUCAGGGAAGUGACCUUUCAAAUCAGCAGCAACAGCUAAUAACAACUGAUCUUACCUCUAUUCUUAUUCAAUUGAUAUCAACUGCAGGGAGUCUUCUUCCAACCGUGAAGCAUCAAGCGAAUCCACCUACCAAGCAACUCGAGCAGUUUGGUGGUGCCUCCAUUCUUUCUGAAACAGGUACUAAUGUUGGUGCUCUGACAUGUAAUGUUAAUGUGACUAAGGCAAAAGAUCAGCUCAGCCAUGUUGAUCAAAUGGGAGAUUGUUCUGUUGAUGAACAUGGGGCGAAAGAUGAAGAUGAACCCCAUGAGGAAGAGAACCUUCCUCCUGGUUCCUACGAGAUUCUGCAGCUGGAGAAAGAGGAAAUUCUUGCACCUCACACUCACUUUUGCACAAUUUGUGGGAAGGGAUUUAAGAGAGAUGCCAAUUUGCGGAUGCACAUGAGGGGUCAUGGGGAUGAAUACAAAACUUCAGCUGCUCUUGCAAAGCCUCACAAGGAUUCCAACUCUGGGACGACGCUUAUUAAAAGGUAUUCCUGUCCUUGUGUUGGUUGCAAGCGCAAUAAAGAGCACAAAAAGUUUCAGCCACUAAAGAGUAUCUUAUGUGUGAGAAACCAUUACAGAAGAACCCACUGUGAGAAAAGAUAUGCUUGUAGUAGGUGCAAUUUGAAGAAAUUUUCAGUUAUUGCAGAUCUUAGAACACAUGAGAAACAUUGUGGUAAAGAUAAAUGGCUUUGUUCUUGUGGAACAACCUUUUCCAGGAAAGACAAGCUUUUCGGGCACAUUUCCCUUUUCCAAGGACACACACCUGCAAUUCCUCUAGAUGAAACCAAAGGUUUUGCUCGGACAUCCGAUCAAGGCCAAACCAAUGAUGCAACUACAAAGCCUGGAAAUAUAGAUUUUGAGGUAAAUGUUCAGAAUGACAGUGGACUUCAAAAUACUAUGACUGUUAAAGGGAGUACAGAUAACCCUGACAGUUAUUUCUCAUCUUUGAACUUUGAAACUAGCAAGCUUAACGAACUGCAAGAGUUUCCUCAACCACCAUUUGAGGACCAAGAAAACUCAUUCUCUUUUCUACUGUCAGGUUCAUGUAAUUACCCCCGGAAGGUUGGAAAAAACAUAGGUUCUACUACACUGGAAUAGUUCAAGUGAAUUUGUCUGUGGUUUAAUGCUGUCUAGUUUUCUUAUUAUGUCAGUUCUUUGUGAAUAAAUGACGUCUUUCAUUA
This is a messenger RNA of Solanum stenotomum, 1591 nucleotides long. Its product is annotated as protein SENSITIVE TO PROTON RHIZOTOXICITY 1-like. Bases 207 to 1508 code for a protein of 433 amino acids. Gene Ontology annotation, biological process: response to aluminum ion; response to acidic pH. The record is from RefSeq and is a predicted model, not a curated record. NCBI's taxonomy places the organism in Eukaryota, Viridiplantae, Streptophyta, Magnoliopsida, Solanales, Solanaceae. The transcript is spliced from 2 exons.